This is a messenger RNA of Octodon degus (degu), 2674 nucleotides long. It is a transcript of the gene B3gnt2, whose product is annotated as UDP-GlcNAc:betaGal beta-1,3-N-acetylglucosaminyltransferase 2. The coding region runs from base 212 to 1405 and encodes 397 amino acids. NCBI's taxonomy places the organism in Eukaryota, Metazoa, Chordata, Mammalia, Rodentia, Octodontidae. The record is from RefSeq and is a predicted model, not a curated record. Gene Ontology annotation, cellular component: membrane. The transcript has 2 exons. Gene Ontology annotation, molecular function: hexosyltransferase activity.
GCAGCUGCGGCGGCGGCAACAAGUGCGGGAGGCCAGCCCGAGCCCAGCCCGCCGCCGACCCGCCGAGCCGUUCCGCCAGGCGCGGCGCAUGGAGCGUGAGCGGUGCCAGUCGCCGGGCUGAGCCGCGCGGAGCGGCUGGGACGUGGAUGCGGCCGCAGUCUCCCGUCCCCGCCCCGCCGUGCUGGAGCUGCUCCUCGACAAGAUAUGAGAAAUGAGUGUUGGACGUCGAAGAAUAAAGUUGUUGGGUAUCCUGAUGAUGGCAAAUGUCUUCAUUUAUUUGAUUGUGGAAGUCUCCAAAAGCAGUAGCCAAGAAAAAAAUGGAAAAGGGGAAGUAAUAGUACCCAAAGAAAAGUUCUGGAAAGUCUCUAGUCCUCCACAGGCAUACUGGAACAGAGAACAAGAAAAGCUGAACAAGCGGUACAAUCCCAUUUUGAGCAUGCUGGCCAAUCAGACAGGGGAUGGCUGUGGGCCUUCAAAUAUAAGCCAUCUAAAUUACUGUGAACCUGACCUGAGGGUCCCCUCACUUAUAACGGAUUUUGACAAUUUACCAGACAGAUUUAAAGACUUUCUGCUAUAUUUGAGAUGUCGAAAUUAUUCACUGAUUAUAGAUCAACCAAACAAAUGUGCAAAGAAACCCUUCUUAUUGCUGGCAAUUAAGUCCCUCACUCCACAUUUUGCCAGAAGGCAAGCAAUUCGGGAAUCCUGGGGCAGAGAAACCAAUGUGGGGAAUCAGACUGUGGUGCGCGUCUUCUUGCUGGGCCAGACCCCCCCAGAGGACAACCAUCCAGACCUUUCAGAUAUGCUGAAAUUCGAGAGUGAGAAGCACCAGGACAUUCUUAUAUGGAACUACAGGGACACUUCCUUCAACUUAUCUCUGAAGGAAGUGCUGUUUCUCAGGUGGGUGAGCACUUCCUGCCCAGAUGCGGAGUUUGUUUUCAAGGGCGAUGAUGAUGUUUUUGUGAAUACCCAUCACAUCCUAAAUUACUUGAAUAGCUUAUCCAAGAGCAAAGCUGAAGAUUUGUUUAUAGGUGAUGUGAUCCACAAUGCUGGGCCCCACCGGGAUAAGAAACUGAAGUACUACAUCCCAGAAGUUGUUUAUUCUGGGGUGUACCCACCUUACGCAGGGGGUGGUGGCUUCCUCUACUCCGGCCACUUGGCUCUGAGGCUGUACAGUGUCACUGACCGGGUCCAUCUUUACCCCAUCGAUGAUGUUUAUACUGGAAUGUGCCUUCAGAAACUCGGCCUUGUUCCAGAAAAACACAAAGGCUUUAGGACAUUUGAUAUCGAAGAGAAAAACAGGAAUAACAUUUGUUCCUACAUAGAUUUGAUGUUAGUGCAUAGUAGAAAACCUCAAGAGAUGAUUGAUAUUUGGUUGAGGUUGCAAAGUGCUCAUUUAAAAUGCUAAAAUAUAUACAAGCUAAAUUUUGCAUAGAAAGGCCUAUGUGGACUAGUUUCCAUAUUGUAUUUUCACAUUAGGUAAUUUGUAUGUUAAACCAUCAGAAUUGCCUUUAUAAGUAGUAUCCAUUUGAAGGCCUCCGAGCCCUUCAAUUUGGUACUUUUGUGAUGAGGGAAAGCAGAUGACAAUUUUUAUGGAGGAUAUGGCAGGAGAUUGAUUCUAAUCUUUUCUACGGGCCUAGUGGUCAUUAUUUUCUAAUUUGUGCUCUAUUCUCAUCUGAAUCAUGUUUCUACAAUUUGACUAUUUAAGGUUUUUUUUGUUUGUUCUAUGUGAGAAUGUUCCUACUUCCAUUAUAGUAAUUGAUUUAUCUGUAAUUCAAGGUUUUAUGAAUUUAUCAGCUACCAACAAUUUUUUUGUUCAUGACUUGGUUUUUGUGAAAUGGAAUUACAUUGUUUUUAUGAGAUGUGGAUACAUUUUAAAACUUGUUUAGAAAAUGGACUUCUGCCACCCUGUCAGUAUUUUGUUGUGUUACUAUAAUUAGUUAAUUCUAUAAAAUAAUUAUUACUGUAAGACAUAUCAAGUUUGUCUUGUGGUUUAUGGUCAUGAAAAGCAGUUAAAUUUUUCUUAUAGAUGGUGUCACAAUAGUUACAUAAUUUUAGUAUUUUGAAAUUAAGAAGUGUGAUUCCAUAUUGGCCAACCGAGGACUGCAUCUCCUCUGACAACCGUUCAUAUAAAUUUAUAAAUUUUCAAGUGUGUGUCAGGAAAGUGUAUCUUACUUUCGAACUUGAAGUGCAAAAAUGGAAGUUGCAGAUGCUUUAAGUGGUUUGUCAAUUUAAAACUCCAGGAUUCUAUUCUUGCCAUAUUUUCAUGUUGCUUAUACAAAACUAUUCUAGGUAGUGAUCGCUUCCCUGUCGCAGUGUAGAAGUGCCUGUGUUUUUAUUUAUUGUUCAGAUCAAAGACCAAAACAUUUUCUUAAAUAUAUUUUGUGUAAUAUUUUAUUUGUAUACAGUGUUGUUGAUGGAAUAUUUAACUAGAGCAUGAUAUUUUAAAUGCUAAGAUGUAACAUAUGUUAAAUAAAGCUAAUGGUUAUUUUUGAAUUUUAAAAUUUGUUUUUUGGUUGUAUGAAGUAGUUGAUAAAUUCUGCCAAACUAUUGCUUAUAUGUACUAUCAUGUAACAUGCUUUCUUGAAAUAUUUUUUGUGUUUUUAGAGAUGAAGAUUCCUAUCAAAUACAAUAUUGGGGAAAGUAAAAAGUGAAAAUAAAGUAAUUGUAUUUUUAA